GUAAAUUAUUAUCUACACAAUAAAUUGGUUUGCACAUUGCUAUAAGAUUUAUUUUUGAACUAAUGUUUUGCGUGCAUCUAAUAAACUUUAAAUACGUAUGUUCAAAUAUAUGCAACCAACAACACAUCUCCUAAUGACAUGAAUGCAACCACAACCAUGAGCAGCAACAGUAUUUCAUUCAAUCCUGUUUUGAUUUUUUUAUAUUAGUCAUUUAUACAUAAUUAACACUAAUAAAAACAUUGCAAACAAUACAUAUAAUGAAUUUCAAAUUUCUUGUUUGUUCAUUUGAACUCAAUAAAUCUAACAAGAGUGAAUAUUUUUGCGUUUUGGCGCGCGUUUGAUUGCGUCAAUAAUUUUAACCCUAAAACUCUGCUUGUCCAUCGUUCGCCAUUACUUCGUUGCAUCAUUCAACUCCACUCACUUUCAUUGUGCGUGAUUGAGUAUAAAGAUUGUUCAACUUCGACUGUAUUGAAGCAAAUUAUUUUAAAAUGGCACCAAACAAAGCCGAUAAAUACGCAAAAUUGAAACAAUUUAUCUGGACAUACCGCGACCUGCCAACUCUGUGGAAUACAAAAUCAAAGGAGUACUUUGAUAAAGCGAAAAAAAUAGAUGCUUACGAUACACUACUCAAAAUUUAUCAGGAGAUUGAGGCGGACGCAACAGUUGAAGACGUUAAGAAAAAAAUUAACGUUCUUCGGACAAAUUAUCGACGAGAAAUCAAAAAGAAACUUUAUAUAGAGAGUAUUGGUCAAACAUUUUAUCCUUCAUGGGCAUUUCAUGAGUUUAAAUUUCUUGAUGACUAUUAUGAACAGGUCAAUAAAAGUGUAACAACUCUCUCACCAAAAAUGAAGGAUGAAUUUAUCUGGGAACUAAAAUAUGAUAAUAAAAAUAAUACAACCGCCUAUACAGAACCUCCUAAAGCAGAAAUACAUGGAAUAGAAGAUGAAGAACCAGAUGAACAGGAGGAAGAAGAUGAAGAUGAAGAUAUACCACAAACCAUAAUUCAUUCCUCAAAUCCCGCAAAAAAGUUUAAACUAUCACGGACUUAUGAACAACUUCAACCACACGAUUACCUGCGAUUAGAGGAAACUGAAGAAAGUAUAACGGCUAAAAACUGGAGUAAUAAGUUAGCGCGUAUGAAACCGGAUCAAAAAAUUUGGGCUGAAAAGUUUAUUAAUGAUAUCUUAACGGAGGGCGAACUUGGGACGCUACAUCGCCAUUUUCUAACGGUAUCACCCACGACUUCCCAGGUGGAAGGAAUUGAAUAAAUGUAUACAAACAUAUAGUAAAAAUAUAAAAUGCAAUGCAAUCAAAUUUACGAAUUUACAAACAAUAAUCAAGGAAAUGAUUACAAGUGGGAUUCACUGACAAGGUUGAUAAUCUCUAGUUGAUUAGAGAUUAAACUCAUUAUUUAAUACUCUAGAAUUAAGUAUCAAAGCAAUAAAGUUGUAUUUUUUUAUUAUGGGUGUGAAGCCGAACUAUGAGUAAUAAAAAAAAAAUAAGUCCA
Messenger RNA from Dalotia coriaria, 1507 nucleotides. RefSeq lists its product as uncharacterized. Bases 489 to 1268 code for a protein of 259 amino acids. The transcript has 2 exons. Lineage: Eukaryota; Metazoa; Arthropoda; Insecta; Coleoptera; Staphylinidae. The record is from RefSeq and is a predicted model, not a curated record.